Didymodactylos carnosus is the source of this 486-nucleotide messenger RNA. The record is from the annotation of a GenBank genome assembly. NCBI's taxonomy places the organism in Eukaryota, Metazoa, Rotifera, Eurotatoria, Philodinida, Philodinidae.
AUGGGCCAAGAUAUUAUCUCCACACGUACGGCACAGCGUUGGUUCAAUCGGUUCGACAAUGGGGACUUUGAAUUGGACGAUUCACCUCACUCUGGAAGACCGACCGAAAUAGAUCUGGACCAAUUAAAACAACUUAUUGAAGACGAUCCUCGGUUGACGACACGCUGCGUAGCAAAGCAGCUCGGAUGCUCCCAUACCACGAUCGAAACACAUUUGAACGAAUUGGGAAAGACGUGGAAAUAUGGGGUUUGGAUAUCCCACGCGUUAUCGGUCCAUCAGCUUCAAUACCGGCUUGAUGUUUGUAUGGAUUUACUGACAUCUCAUCGUAACUACGAAUGGCUGCGCAAUCUCAUUACUGGUGAUGAGAAGUGGGUGCUGUAUGUUAAUCAUACGCGCAAGCGUCAAUGGCUUGGCGUUGGCCAAACUGCUACAGCAACACCGAAAAACGAUCUCCACCCGAAGAAAGUGAUGUUGAGUGUCUGGUGA